UACUGUGAUGCUGAAAAUGUGAAUUCAGUUGGUUGUUUUCCCCACAGGUGCUGACAGUGUGUCCUCAGUGGGAUGGGUGUCUGUACAGAGAGGAGGAUCUGUCACCAUCCCAUGUUUCUAUGAAGACAGAUAUAAAACACAUGUGAAAUACUGGUGCAGAGGGAGUCACUGGAGUUCAUGUACUCCCAUAGUACGCAGUGACUCUCCACAGAAGAAAGAUGAAGUGUCGAUCAGAGAUAAUCCCAAAAAGCAAGUCUUCACUGUGACCAUGAACAAUCUGGCAGCUGGGGACUCUGGUUACUACUGGUGUAGUGUGGAGAUCAGCGGAGGUUCACCUGUGGGAACAUGGGUUUACCUGUCAGUCACUGAGGGUGUGUCCACAGUGAACACAGUGACUGUACAGAGUGGAGGAUCUGUCACCAUCCCAUGUUCCUAUGACAACACAUAUAAACAGCAGGUGAAGUACUGGUGCAAAGGGAGUAACUGGAGUUCAUGUACUCCCAAAGUACGUACUGACUCUCCAAAGAUAAGCAAUGAAAUGUCAAUCAGUGAUAAUCCCACAAAGCAAGUCUUCACUGUGACCAUCAACAAUCUGAAUAUUGGGGACUCUGGUUCCUACUGGUGUGGUGUGGAGAUCAGCGGAGGUUCAGCUGUGGGAACAUGGGUUUACCUGUCAGUCACUGAGGGUAAGAUGUCUGUACUGCAGACUGUAGCCAAUGAGAUGCACAGUAUGUAACAUGACAUUCAGGUAGAAAGGAAGGACAAAGGAGAAAAUAUUUUAGAAAAUAUUCCAUUUCAAUAUUUUAAAACUUCAUUGGGAACUUCCAGGUUGAGCAUGAAGUGAGCUGGCAUAGUUUUUAAUGGUUUGCUUGACCUUUGUUAUCUUUGGCCUGGAAAUACCCUAAAGGUGGAACAGAUGAACACAGAAAUUUCAAGGAAGGGAGUCGUCCUCAAUUUGAUUGGUAUCCAUUGAAGUUUUACUUGUAUGAGGAAUCAUAUAAGUUUUUCAUUAUGUAAUAACUACGAUUUACAUCAAUUGGGGAAGAAAAAACAG
Messenger RNA from Paramormyrops kingsleyae, 1054 nucleotides. The record is from RefSeq and is a predicted model, not a curated record. NCBI's taxonomy places the organism in Eukaryota, Metazoa, Chordata, Actinopteri, Osteoglossiformes, Mormyridae.